Messenger RNA from Anopheles coluzzii, 3376 nucleotides. It is a transcript of the gene Sec63, whose product is annotated as translocation protein SEC63 homolog. Gene Ontology annotation, molecular function: transmembrane protein transporter activity; RNA binding. Lineage: Eukaryota; Metazoa; Arthropoda; Insecta; Diptera; Culicidae. The record is from RefSeq and is a predicted model, not a curated record. The transcript has 7 exons. The coding region runs from base 310 to 2667 and encodes 785 amino acids. Gene Ontology annotation, biological process: post-translational protein targeting to endoplasmic reticulum membrane; SRP-dependent cotranslational protein targeting to membrane. Gene Ontology annotation, cellular component: Sec62/Sec63 complex.
GCACGAAUGAAACGAAGCGUACACGUACGUGGUGUUGGUGGUUCUUGUGAUUGUGGUGCAGUUUUCUUCUUUGGCGUGCGCACACAUCCAAAUAAGAUCGCGGCCCCUACUCCCCGCUGUCCGUGCGUGCGUGUGGUUCGAUGGAAUAUAUCGCCCGGAUCGUGAAGCAAGUGCACCUCCACCGUCCGACGACAACGACGACCACGAAAACUCAGCAUCCCCUGGUAAACCAACUGUGCAACUGAGAGUAGAAGGAAUACCCCAUCGGAUCAGGCGAAUAGCAGCGAGUGGUCAGCAGACGGCCCAGCGAUGGGCGGACAGAAGUUUCAGUACGACGAGAGUGGAGGAACUUUCUUCUACUUCAUACUCUCAUUCCUGGCCCUGAUCCUGGUGCCGACCACCUUCUACUUUUGGCCACGCAAGAAAAAGGAAGACCCCACCACAAAGCAUGAACACUGUCAGUGUGCAGGAUGCGUGCGGAAGCGCAUCACGAUGGAACAUUCCGACCCGUACAAGGGCACCAAGGAGCUGCUGGUGAAGCUGUCGAUCGUGGCCGGCUGGGCGCUGCUAGCCUUUCUCACCUACAAGGUGUCCCAGUUCGACUACGAAAUGUCCAACUUUGAUCCGUACGAGAUACUGGGCGUCCCGCUAGGCUCGUCCCAGAAGGAGAUCAAGAAAGCGUACCGCACCCUCUCGGUCAUACUGCAUCCGGACAAGGAGACGGGUGACGAGAAAGCGUUCAUGAAGCUCACGAAAGCGUACCAAGCGCUGACGGACGAUGAGGCGCGCAAAAACUGGGAAAAGUACGGCAAUCCCGACGGCCCGGGUGCGACGUCGUUCGGCAUCGCGCUGCCGUCGUGGAUCGUUGAGAAGGAAAACUCGGUUUGGGUGUUGGGAUUGUACGGGUUGGUGUUUAUGGUGGCGCUACCGAUCGUGGUCGGCACGUGGUGGUACCGUUCGAUUCGUUACAGCGGCGACAAGGUGCUGCUCGAUACGACCAACAUGUACUGGUACUUCUUCCACAAAACGCCGCACAUGGCGGUGAAGCGCGUGAUUAUGAUACUGGCGGCGAGCUUUGAGUUUGAGAAGCGGCACAACAAUCAGGUGAUCGAGCGGCCGUCGGAUAAUGUGGAGGUUCCGGCACUGAUACGGGAGCUGCCGUACCUGAACGAGAAGUGCAAGGAGCUGCCGUUUGCGAGGAGCUACUCGCUGAAGGCACGUGCGAUACUGCAUGCGCAUUUGUCGCGCAUCCCGCUCAACCCGAACACGCUCGAGGUCGAUCGACAGCUGAUCGUGCGCAAGUGCCCGUACCUGAUACAGGAGAUGGUGAGCUGCGUUAGCCAUCUGAUUAUGUUGGCGUAUGCGCGAAAGAUCCAACGACUACCAUCGAUUGAAACGAUCGAAAACUGCAUGAAACUGUCGCCGAUGGUUAUACAGGGGCUGCGCGAAUCGGAACACCCGCUGAUGCAGCUGCCGCACAUGACGAAGGAGCUGCGCGCCCAGCUCGCCCGCAAGUACAACACGCGCAAUCUGCAGCAGCUGGCGCAGCUGAAGCCGGACACGCGCCGAGCGGCGCUGCGCAGCCUGAACGACGAGCAGUACCACAACGCGGUGAAGGUGCUGGGCCAGAUGCCGCUGAUCGACUUCAGCAUGAAGUGUGAGGUGGUGGACGAUGAAAAUUCGAACGUCGUAACGGCCGGUGCAAUCGUGACGGUGACGGUGGAGCUGGUGCGUCGCAGCAUGUCCGACCUGUUCGGUGACACCACCGCGAAGGAAAAGCAAGGAAUCACGGAAAGUAAUGAAAACGGUGACGGUGAUGGUGAUGCGGACGGGGAGCUGGAAGCCGGAACCGACGAUCAGAAGCCGGAAGGAAAGGUGAAAAAACAGUCCGGCUGGCAUCCGAAACCCUCCAAGGGGCAUAAGGGUAAGGCGAAGGCGGCCGUUAAACCCCACGCCCGGAAGCUGGCGGCGGCUGCAGCUGCUGCUGCCGCUGCUACGGCGGCUGCGGCUGCUGCUGCGGCGGCGGCGGCGACUGCAACGGCUAACCAGACCGCAGCUCAGUCGACCACAGCACCGGGUGAGAAAACAAAGUCUGGCAAGAGUAGUGAAAGGAAGGCGCAAGAAGGAGAUGAUGAAGACUCCGCCGACGGGGACAGUGGUGCGGAAAGUGACAAUGAUGCCAGCGAGGCGGCGGCCGAUGAUGAUGAUGAGUGGGAAAAGUUCCAGCAAAAGAUCAACAAGCGGGAAAAGCUGGAAGGACGAUCGAAGGUUUCCCAUCCCGUUCACUGUCCACUGUUUCCUGAGGAAAAGCAUGAAUACUGGUGGACGUACAUCUGCGACCGGAAGUCGCACACGCUCCUAACCGUGCCGUACCACGUCACGAACCUGAUCCACCGGGAGGAGGUGCAGCUGAAGUUUACCGCACCGAAGUGGGCCGGCAUGUACGUGUUUACCGUCUGCCUGCGGUCCGACUCGUACAUCGGCAUGGACCAGCAGCUCGAUCUGAAGCUGGACGUGAAGGAUCCGGCCGCCAUCCCGACCGAGCUGCCCCAGUGGGACAUCAGCGAGUCGGAAUCGGACCACAACGAGAUGCAGGCGAACGAUAGCGAAUUCACCACCGACUCAUCGGAUGGCGAGGAUGACGAGUCGCGUAGACGAACCGACUGAAGUGGCCGCAGCAGCAGCCGCAGCUCCUGAGCAACGGGAAUCGGGUAACGGGAGAGCUAAAUGCAGUUCAUAUUCCUUCAGUUCUUGUUGCUGCAUGGUCAGGGUGAGGGCGGAGAGUGUGCGACACCGGAAGACGCAAACACACAGGGCAUAAUACUAGCAGGAGACAGGCACAAGGGCACAGGGAAGAGUCGAGACAACAUUCAUCAAUGGUUUUUUUUGUGUUAGAAGAGACGUUAAAUUAGUUAAUUAAACCUGCUGAUCCCGCUCCACUAUCCUUUUUUCCUACUCCCAACCAGAAGAAACGUUUUAUGAUAGAAAAAAACUGAUAGUACACACACACAAUACAUCGACACAAAACACUCAUACUUUCAUCAAACACGCAUUAACUCUGUGCUUCAGCAGCUAAAAGCCCGUGUAAAAGAACCUAGAAAGAGGGAACUGAUUUAACAAAAACAAUAGACACGACUAAACAGCACCGUGUAUCGAACGGUGAAGGAUAAAAUAGAGGAAUUGGGAUGUGAGGUGUGUGAGGUUACAAGGUAGAAGGAGUAUUGGGAAGGAUAAGACGGGCGAAGAAGAUUGUUUAUAUUUGUGUUCCUGUGGAAUAACGGUACGGUGAAAUUAUGAGCACCUUCAUUGGGCAGUAUAAAGAAAAUGUCGAAAUGUAACAAACAAACAAAAACUGUGCAACAAAUAGUAAAACAUG